AUGCAACUGGGGUUGAACAAGAGGAAGACUCUGUUCCCUUCGUGGACAGUAACGGAAAGAGGUGGUGGCCAGCUCAUAUACCAAGGAGAAUUGGUUCAGCAUGGAGUCCCCUUAUUUUCUGCCACUGCUUGCCACUCUACAGAUAUUUUUCCUGUGCGGGUCACCUGCAGACCUUCCUGCACCCCCCAACAUCUUUGUGAGCCCAGAGAAAAUGGAAUAUCUCAUUGGAGAUGCUGUCUCCUUCCGAUGUGAGGCUCCCUCUUCAAAGGCCAAGGUACAGGGCUUUCAGUUCUCAGGGACAGCUGGAUGGGCUGUGGAUAUUCGGACCUUCAGGAAAGCCUACACCUACAGCUUCAAUAUCACAGGGCCAAAGGAUGGUGGGUCACACACAUGCAGAUAUACCGUAACAGACCGGCUCCUCAGACCAGUCCGGUCUAAGGAAAGCAAAGCGAUCAUCAUCAAUGUUAAAGACCCCCCACUGCCUCCCAUGCUGUCUCUGAACACUUCCAGUGGAGUUGUGAGUGAGGGCUACCCUCUUCUCUUCAUCUGCAUGGCUCCUGGAAACACAGUGGAGCGUAGGUUUCACUUCUACAAAGAAGGAGCUGAGGUCAUCCCUGGAGCUGAGGUCAACUCAUCAGAGACGAGUGCUCAACUCUGCAUCCCACAGAGCAGUCAGAAUCACACGGGGAAUUUUACUUGUGCCUAUGAGGAGGAAGUAGAGGGGCGUUGGAUCUUGUCCUUUGUGAGCAGUAUUGUGACUGUCUUUGUGAAAGAGCCUCCUUUUGCUCCUGAACUGGGAGUGGAUCCUUCCUCUGCUGUGGUGACUGAAGGCUACCCCUUACGUCUCACCUGCAUUGCCUUCAGGGAUGACUCGAGGCUGAGAUUUCACUUCUACAGGGAUGGGGUCGAGAUCCCACCAGGACAGGCAGGCUCAGAGACUACUGCCAUGAACCCUGGGAAUUUCACUGAGCUGCUGUUCCCGCAGACUCCAAGGAGGUUCAGUGGGAAAUUCACUUGUGGAUUUGAGGAGGAUGUGGACGGGACAUGGGUGCCAUCACCCCAGAGCAAGGUUCUGGAGGUCACUGUGAAGGAUCCCCCUGCUCAGCCAGAUCUGAUCUUGAACCCCGCAUCUGGAGAAGUAAGGGAAGGGGACCCUUUACUUAUCACUUGUGUAGCCUACGGCACUAGUGGUGAAUGGAAGUUUUACUUCUAUAAAGAUGGGACAGAACAAUUCUCAGAGGCUUGCACAAGGACCCGCUCUUUCUUCAGCAUCCCAGCAGCCAAACCAACUGUGACAGGGCAAUUCACCUGCAGGUAUGAGGAGAGAGUCAGUGGGAAGUGGAUCCCAUCACCCCUGAGCCAGGCAAUGAUGGUUACCAUGCACGCCUCAUCUCUACCCAUCCCAUUGGUGACUGGAUGUGCAGCUGCUGCAGCUGCUCUGGUCGUGGUGUUGCUGCUGGCUGCCUUUAUCUGCCAGAGGAGGAGAGGCCAUGUUCACUGGAAGGGGCUCCACAACAAAGAUGACACAAGUGCUUAUCCUCUGGCCCUGGUCAGUUAAACUGGUAUAUGAUCUCAGGAGUGCUUGGCCCACGUCUUUGCUCAAAAAAUGCACUCACUUUCAGCCUCUUCUCCACCUCAGAGGAGCAAGAAAGAAGGAAGAAAAUAAAAUGAUUGUUUCUAUUAUCCUUUGCUUUGAACAUUCAAACCAGCGUUCACUUUGUAAAUGCCCCUGUCCAGUUGGUCAGUAAAUCUGUUUUCAAGCCCA
This is a messenger RNA of Struthio camelus australis, 1765 nucleotides long. Lineage: Eukaryota; Metazoa; Chordata; Aves; Struthioniformes; Struthionidae. The record is from RefSeq and is a predicted model, not a curated record.